GCAUUUUUCUUUCUUUAAGUUAACAGGAGUGCCAGCAAGGCAGUCUAAAAAAAUAAAAAAUAUCCUUUAUGUUGUUCUGUGGCAGUUUAUGGAUUCGCACGAGAAGAAACAGUUUACAGAACUAGCAUUGUUUUGCCUCGUCUUCAGAGGCAAUAUUCUGCUCUUUUGUGAGACAUUCUGGGGAGAAAAAGGAACUCCCCCCGCAAAGAAAAGAAAAGAGAAGAAGUAAAAGAAAAAAUAUUGAGUGCCUCCUGCGAAUUAGGAACGAGGUUAAAGGCUUAAGCAAGAUUAUUCGCCCCAUUUCACAGGUGGCGAAAUUAACGUUUCCUUAACAAGUUCUGUCUGAGGUAAUCGCUAAGAGGUGUUGGCAAUAAGAGGGGGAAAUUCCUUUGAAAGGGUGUGGUCCCUUUGUCCAAGGGGCUCCUUAACAGCUGCCCAACCAGUUCCUGUUCCUUUCGGAGCCCGCGUUCUACCCUGCCUGACGCUCCUGGAGUCUGUCCUUUUGCUGGGCCCGAGGCCCACCACAGGCGGAAUGGAGUUUUCGGAGCUGAUCUGCACCAGGCAGGCCCAAGCUAAGCUCUUGAGUGGCUCGGAGGCGUCCCCGCUGCGCGGCACGCUUUGCGUUACGGGCCACCACCUGCUGCUGUCUCCAGGACCCCAAGCGACAGACCUGUGGCUGCUGCUGUUGCGUAGUGUCGACUCCAUCGAGAAACGGGUCGCGGGUGACUCUGGCACCAUCACGCUGCGCUGUAAGGACCUGUGCGUGCUAGAACUGCGCAUAGAGGGAGUGGAAGCGACGCUGGACAUAGCCCGCGCCAUAGAGGCGCUGUCCUCCCUGGAAUCGGUCAUCACCUCCUAUCCGUUCUUCUAUCGUCCCAAGGGCUUGAGAUUGGGUGACGCCUGGCACUUCCACCUGCCCGAAAGCUACUACAAGAGAGUAGCUCUCGAGACCGACGCGUGGAGGCUGAGUAAGGUGAACGAGGACUUCAGCUUGUGCCCCAGUUACCCCCGCGCGGUGAUCGUUCCUCGCGCUGUGGACGACGCCACCCUGGCACACAGCGCCCGUUUUCGCCAGGGAGGCCGCUUCCCUGUGCUCAGCUACCACCAUGCUCGCAGCGGAACCGUACUGCUACGUUCCAGCCAGCCCUCGAUCGGGCCCCAGAAGCGGCGCUGUGCUGAGGAUGAGGAGCUGCUGCGAGCCGUGCUGGCGGGGGCUCGCCCUGGGGCCCGUGGCUUCAUCGUGGAUACGCGCUCAGCCCAGACCGCCAAACAGUCCCGCAUGACUGGCGGUGGCACAGAGUCCAAGGCCGCCUACCCAGGCUGGAAACGGCUGCAUCGGCCCCUGGAGAGGGGACGACCCCUACAGGAAAGCUUUGUGCGCCUGGUGGAGGCCUGUGGGGACCUGGAGCAGAGCAUGGACCAGUGGCUUAGUCGGCUGGAGAGCUGCCGCUGGCUGGCACACGUGCAGGAGGCACUGAGCACGGCCUGCCUAGCAGCCCAGGGAAUAGAGAGGGAAGGGGCCUGUGUUCUGGUGCAUGGAGCUGAAGGCAUGGACAGUACCCUGCUGGUGACGUCACUGGCCCAACUCAUCCUGGACCCCCUGAGCCGGACCAUGGCUGGAUUCCAGGAACUGGUGGAGCGGGAGUGGAUCCAGGCUGGCCACCCCUUCCAGCUGCGCUGUGCCCACUCAGCCUUCUCCCACGCCCGCCCCAAGCACGAGGCACCCACCUUUCUCCUCUUCCUGGACUGUGUGUGGCAGCUGGGCCGCCAGUUCCCACUGUCGCUGGAGUUUGGGGAGGGGCUGCUGUUGGCACUGUUUGAGCACGCCUAUGCCUCCCCUUUCGGCACCUUCCUCUGCAACAGCGAAAAGGAGAGAUGCCUGUGUGAAGUCAGAACUCAAACGCACUCCUUGUGGUCUGGGCUCAACCAGUCAAAAGAGCAGCGAAGACUCAGGAACCCACUCUACGUACUCAAUCCUUUGGCCAUUUGGCCUUCUGUGGAGCCCCAGAGCCUGCGACUGUGGCAAGGCCUAUUUCUGCGCCAGACCCGCCCACCUGAGCACUCAGAGGCAGUAUGGGAGAAGGUGUGGCAAAUAGUGACAGAUGAGAAGACCAAAGACCCUCCGCCAGUGGUUUCAGCCUCUGAGCCCCAGCCCUAAGUGCUGGCGUCUCACAGAGUGGCCGAGAUGCUCCUGAGACCCCUCUAGGCCCCCCCGCAUCCUUGGACCUUGAAAGAGGGUGCCUGCAACCAGCCCUAGUCCAUAAUACUGAAGUUCCAGGUUUGCAGUGUCCCAAGUGUAGGGAGGUCCAAAUAAUAGAGGUAUCAGCUCACCGGGGUGUCACAUUGAGAAGGGAAAAUGAUUAAACAGACCCCACAAAAUCUGACCAGAAACAUGUAUUUCCAAACUAAUUUAUUAUUUCUCAGAGUCCAAAAGUUUCUGUGAGCCCCCGGCCCAGAAACUUUUUCCCUGGCCAGGAUGGAGAUCCAGCUUCUUAAGCCUCAAACUCAAAUUCAAAGUACUGUGGGUCGAAGUAGUGGAUGCGGACAUAACCAUCUUCACCACCACUGCUGUAGCUGGAAAGAGAGAGCCAGGGACCAGUCAGACGCUUGCUCUUGGGGGAGGCGGGCCGUGGGGCAGGGCCUGGGAAAGGGCUGGGGUGGGGGUGGUGCGCCUGUGGGGCAGGGACCAGACCUGGCUGAGCCCCGCUCCCUUUCCCUCCCCCCGGCCCUACCUCUUCCCAUCAGGAUGGAAGGCAACACUGUUGAUAGGUCCGAAGUGACCUUUGACUCUUCCAAACUCCUCCUCAAAGGCCAAAUGGAAGAACCUGGAGAGAAAAAGGGUGGUGAUAAGGGGCAGAUGAUUUAUUUACUCUCCACCUCCUUCCAAAAUACUUUGGAGGUACCACUGCCAGCACAGACUAUAAAGUGGGGAAACCGGGAUGUGGGGAAUGAGGGUGAACAUUAAGUGAGGGGGGACUGGGCCCAAACGUUUGCCUGCAUACACAGCUGACACUUCUUCCCAUGUGCUGGGCAGCGCUGAGAGCUGGGCAGUACUGACUCGUUUAUUUAAUCAGCACAAUUUUAGGAGAUACGUAUAUUAUCACUGUCCCCAUAAUACAGCCGAGGAUAACUUGGCACAGAGGAAUACAAUGAUGUGUCCAGGG
This is a messenger RNA of Artibeus jamaicensis (Jamaican fruit-eating bat), 3164 nucleotides long. Its product is annotated as myotubularin-related protein 9-like. The transcript has 10 exons. The record is from RefSeq and is a predicted model, not a curated record. Lineage: Eukaryota; Metazoa; Chordata; Mammalia; Chiroptera; Phyllostomidae. The coding region runs from base 533 to 2158 and encodes 541 amino acids. Gene Ontology annotation, biological process: negative regulation of autophagy.